AUGAAUCAUAGGGCUGAUGUUGCUGCUGCUAAUAUGCCCGGGAUAAGGUCUUACAGUUGCUACAGGUGUAGAACUCAUGUCGCACUUCAUGAUCAUCUCAUUUCCACAGACUUUCAGGGUCCAAAAGGGUGUGCUUUCCUAUUCUCCAGUGCAUUCAACGUUCGGUUGGGGAAGAGAGAAUACCCGCAGAUGAUGACGGGGCUUUUCAUGGUGGCGGAUGUCCACUGCGACGAUUGCCACAACGUGUCGGGAUGGAGGUACUUGAUAGCCGUCGAAGAUUCCCACAAGUAUAAGGAAGGGAAGUUCGUUAUUGAGAGAUUGAAUAUCACCGAGUUCGGGGAUGAGGAUUGA
Molecule: messenger RNA, 351 nt
Organism: Andrographis paniculata
Lineage: Eukaryota; Viridiplantae; Streptophyta; Magnoliopsida; Lamiales; Acanthaceae
Product: protein yippee-like At4g27745
Exons: 2
Coding region: 1-351 (116 amino acids)
Source: RefSeq, a predicted model, not a curated record